This is a messenger RNA of Oppiella nova, 711 nucleotides long. NCBI's taxonomy places the organism in Eukaryota, Metazoa, Arthropoda, Arachnida, Sarcoptiformes, Oppiidae. The record is from the annotation of a GenBank genome assembly.
AUGCUUUCCAAUCACAACACCAUUAAUACACUCAACACUUAUCACUAUUUCCACUGUUUUUGGCCGAAAUGUCAGUACAAGACAUCAUAUAAAUUUGAUUUAUAUAAACAUCAAUUAAUACACACAAAUUCAAAACGAUUUAAAUGUGAUUUCAAUAAUUGUAAUAAAGUUUACAAAACACAUUCAGAUUUAAAUCAACACAAACAACGCGUUCAUUUAAACGUGAGAUAUGUAUGCGAUUGGAGUGAAUGUGGCAAACAGUUUACAACGAAAUCCUAUUUACUUCGACACAAAACUACAGUUCAUUUAAAUGAAAAGAAAUUCAAAUGCAAUGAAGAAAAUUGUGGCAAAAGUUUUGCUACAAAGCAACGCUUGAUUCGACACAAACGCAUACAUUCGGGCGAAAAGUCAUUUGUUUGUCAUUUCAAUGAUUGCGGCAAAAGUUAUACACAAAUGGCCAUACAGAGUGAAUGCUGCGUACGAGCUAUGCGUAAACAUUUAGAUCAGGGUCUUUUUGUCUAUGAGAUACGCAUCGAGACCCGGGCCCAUCCGUUUCGAGUAAGUCACGUGAUCGCCGAGUUUCUUGAUGUCGUCCCCCUGUUCGUGAAGGAACUCACUCUCAAUGAAGUCCGUGAACUCCGGACCGUUAGUCCGACUGUCGAUCGCCUGGAGGUCCAGAAGCGCCUGAUUGACGGUCCGCUACAACUGUAG